Messenger RNA from Gryllus bimaculatus (two-spotted cricket), 5137 nucleotides. The record is from the annotation of a GenBank genome assembly. NCBI's taxonomy places the organism in Eukaryota, Metazoa, Arthropoda, Insecta, Orthoptera, Gryllidae.
AACAACAGAUUGACGUGUCAUGCCUAUUUGAAUGACAGCAAAUUACGAAUCGGUGAACAGAUUCAUCGAAGUUGCCCACAAUAUAGGACCUGCAGCUGCAGUGAGUCACUCGGUCUUUUAACUUUGAACCUAAAUAGUUGUUACACUCUACAUAAAUAAUUAUCAGCUGAUUAUCAGUGACGAUUUUAUCCUCCGUGACUUGCGUAUUUACAAGACGUAGGCUUGUCCUUAGUGGUGGUUCUCAAGGUUCUUAGUACUAUAUAAGCUGACCGAACAUCGUCUUAUUUUUAUUGACUUCGGUAGUUGACAGCAUCCGGGUAAGUGCGAUAUCUUUAGUUGCUCAGUGGAAAACGCCGGAACAUCCCUUUGUGUUCUAUUUUUAAAUUCUGUGCGGCAGUGGAAUUACACUCUUGUUUUCUAACUUAUUGGAACAUUCAGAUCAUAACGAAAUCUGUUUCGCGAGUGACAGCACGAAGUGAAUUUGUCAUACUUCAGUGUAAACGUGAAGUUGACUUUCAGUGAAUAUUGUUUAAUUGCACGAUCAACUUUUAUUAAUUUUCAAUUUUUACAAGUUGAAUAAUUUAUUACUGUGAUUCAGUGCUUAAGGAUCAACUUUCAGACUUAUUACACAAGUACAUUUGUUGUUUUAAAAUGUUGGUUGCAGGUUUGCAGUUAUUUGGAACUGCAUUUUGUGCGUUGCGGUUUAUUUCGCCUAGGUUUAUUGCCAUGGCGCAAGCAGAGUCUGCCAAAGAUUGGAAAAGUGCCUCAUCCGUUUAUGACUUCACAGUGAAAGAUAUCAAAGGCGAUGAUGUCUCCCUGGAAAAAUACAAAGGUCAUGUCUUAAUAAUUGUAAAUGUUGCAUCACAAUGUGGACUGACUCCUACAAAUUACAAAGAACUGAAUGAAUUGUAUGAAGAAUAUAAGGACACCAAAGGGUUGCGGAUUCUGGGAUUUCCAUGUAAUCAGUUUGCAGGGCAGGAACCUGGAGGCUCAGAGGAGAUACAGUGCUUUGCUCUGAAAAGCAAUGUAAAGUUCGAUUUGUUUCAAAAAGUUGAUGUGAAUGGAGAUAAUGCUAGUCCUCUGUGGAAGUACUUGAAAAUGAAGCAAGGAGGCACUCUAGGAGAUUUCAUAAAGUGGAACUUUACCAAGUUCAUAAUUGACAAAAAUGGACAACCUGUGGAACGUCAUGGGCCAAAAACUGAUCCGAAAAAACUGAUCCCAUCAUUGGAGAAAUAUUGGUGAAACAAGUACUGCUUGUCUUGAAGUGGAAAAGACUGGAUUUAGAUAUAUAUUAAUUCUAAUAUAGAAUACAUUUAUAUUUACACAAUUGCUUUGUUGAAAAAUGAAUAUCCUCUCUGUCAUUUAAUCUCAGAAAAUCUUUUUGCAAAUCAGUUUUGUAAAUAUUCUGCUACAAACCAUUUUGUGAAAUAGAGCAAAAUGCAGGUUUUGAAAUUUCAAUUUUACGUAUAAGCAAAUUUCUUUUGUAAGAAGUUAAUAAAGGUUAUGAUUGUUUGUACACCUUUUGUCAUCAGUUAAUUUGUCAACAAUAAGCUAAAGUUAUUGCAGUUUUGUAAAAUACUGUAUUUAAUGAUGCAUUGCUGUGGAUGUUAUGUUAAGAUCACAUGUAUAUUUUUUAUGCUAUAUUAAAUGUGAUAUUUCCGAUUCCUUUUUCUUAAUUGUUUUUUUUCAUUUCUAAUCUAUGACAUCUGAAAACAAAUUUUUUUGUCCCUUUGAAUAUUCAGAAAAGAAUUUGAGAGUUGUAUGAAGAAAGAAAGACAUUUUUUAAUGAAUUUAUUAAGCAUAUUCCACAAAUACUAUGCAAGGGAGUUUUUGUUUGGAAACCUUAGUUUUGAAAUGUUUUUAAAUUGAUGUAGGUAUUUAUUAUUUAGUAUAUAAAUACAUUGCAGUUCUUUGAUUGUAGCAAGAUAAAAUGACUAACUAGAAAAUAUUUCACCAUUAUGAAGUUGGGUAAUUUUGAAACUUAUACCAAAAAUGUAAAAGGUUUAGAUCACUUUGCAGGUUUUGUAAAUAAUCUUGGUUAUGGUUCAUUUUCUAGUUAUUCUGUGACUGAAUAUUGUAAUAACAAAACUAUAAUAUUGGUAUUCAACUCUGGUGAAGUCUUGUUAUGUUUGACUCUAAUGGGUUAUUCAUGAGACAUGAUGUGACUUGUGUUUUAAUAGUCUGAGUCUUGUUUAUGGCUCUGGCAGUGAUGUAGAAUAACUGCAAAGAGUAAAGACCAGUAUGUACGACUCGUGCUUCUCAAAUUAAGUUUGAAAACAGUGAAAAAAUGGUUUUAUUUCGCAAAAUAUCAUCUUACAAAUUAUUUUUCUGGGGAUUGUGCUUAUCACAAUUUUUCCAGCCAUUGAAUUCUACUUUCAGUGAUUUUGAAGGUAGUCUUAUUGCACUUCAAGUUGAUACUUUGAGUUGGCCUCAGGUUGGAUUAUUAAAAACAAUGUUUUUAAUUUUAUUUAAAAUGUGGAUUCAUGGAGUUCUUCCGUUUGAAGUUGAGCUACCGUUAAGUCAGCUAGUUAAGGAAUCCCGAGAUCAAAAAGGAAUGAUCAUGGACAUUAGUAAAUGUAAUUAUUAUUACAAGAAUUUGUCAUACACUCUUUCAUCAAGAAAUUUCAGUCAUAUUUUUCCACAUGAAACAAUGAUAAUUUCAUGGCAAAAAAUAGUAAAUGGUCUGCGUAUUUUACUCCAUUACACUCUUUGCUCCAUCGUCAGUGCCAUACUCUCUUAGCCCAGCAAUUUGUGUUCUAAUCCAGCGUAAUGUUAUCAGAAACAGCUGAUCUGUGGGUCAUGGCCGUGACGGGAAGUCUCUGUCAGUCUGUUCUGAAUCUUUGCAAAGAAGGGCUUCGACGAUACAUUUGCUUGUGAGUGAACGGCAUUCGUGUGUUAAAUAUCAAGAGCAGUUAGCGUACUUGUACGGAUUCCAUCAUCUGCAAAUAGUGCAGACAUCACGAGGAUUAGUUGUGGUUUUUACUUUUAAUUUUGAUUUGUGUGAAAUAAUUUGGUACUACACGUACAUUGCGUGUGAGAUUGUUGUAUGUUACAUUGUCAAAGUUGGAUUUUCUAUUCUUAGGAAUUAAUAUUACUUUCCGAGUUGAUCGUGAAUCAAUAUAUUGCAAGCAAAGAGUGAAAUAAAUUUGCUUUGAAAUUACCGAACUUAACAUAGAGUUUAUUAUUCGUUGUUUCUUUAACAGUUAUGUUCUCACGGAAUAUGAUGCCUAGUACCAACUGCAUUGUAACUAACUCGAUUAAGAAGGUUAAGGGAAAAGAUUUUCUAUCGCUAAGGAUUGUCGAUCUCACUCAACGUCCUCGGUUGCUAGCAAGCGCCAGAGCGCGGGGGGACAGACUCCUAACGUUAGACAAUCUGAAUCCGUGCAUCAAAGCGAUGGAAUACGCGGUUCGCGGCCCUCUUGUAACUCGAGCAUUAGAAAUCGAGAAGGAACUGAAGCAGGGCACAAAAAACCUAUUUAAUGAAGUUAUCAAAGCUAAUAUUGGUGACAGUCAAGCCAUGGGACAAACGCCAAUUACAUUUGUUAGACAGGUCAUGGCACUGGUGACUUAUCCUGAGCUAAUGAAAGUUUCAAUAUUUCCUGACGAUGUUAAGGAGAGAGCAAAAUUGCUUCUUACUGGGUGCCGCGGAGAAAGUGCUGGAGCUUAUCCAUUAUCGCCUGGUAAUGAAUUUGUUUGCCGACAUGUGGCUGAAUAUAUCGAAAAAAGAGAUGGAUUCCCUUGCGAUUCAAAAAAUAUAAUUUUGUGCGCUGGCGCUACAGAAGGCAUAAAACAAAUCUUAAAACUUUUAAUUUGUGAAACUGAAGGUCUCAAACCAGCUAUUAUGGUGCCUGUACCUCAGUACCCAUUGUAUUCUUCGACAACCACAGAGUUUGGAAUGCAACAAGUCGAUUACUAUUUAGAUGAAUCCAGAGGUUGGGCGUUAACGACAAAAGAACUGACCCGAGCGCUCAACGAUGCCAAAGGGCUGUGUAAUCCUCGGGCUCUUGUUGUUAUCAACCCGGGAAAUCCCACAGGCCAGGUUCUCACUAAAGAAAAUAUUGAAGAAAUCAUAAAUUUUGCAUAUGAAAAAGGCUUGAUUUUGCUGGCAGAUGAAGUAUAUCAGAAUAACAUUUAUGACAAGAACAGUGAAUUUCAUUCUUUUAAAAAAGUCAUGAUGCAAAUGGGUCCACCAUAUUGCGAAAUGGAAUUAGCCAGCUUCAUGUCUUCCUCCAAAGGCUACACGGGAGAAUGUGGAUUUCGAGGAGGUUAUAUCGAAAUGAUUAAUUUUGAACCUGAAGUAAAAGCUACGUUCUUAAAGAGUAUUGUAGCAAUUCAUUGCUCUACUCUUGGUCAGGUAGCAGUGGACUGUGUGGUGAAGCCUCCUGAGCCGGGACAGCCAUCCUACGAGUUGUUUGUCAGAGAAAAGACUGCAGUUCUGAAAUCACUAGCUGAAAGAGCAGAAAUGGUAGCAAACACAUUCAACUCUAUUGAAGGGAUGUCCUGUAAUGCGGUCCAAGGAGCGAUGUACGCUUUUCCUCAGAUAUAUUUACCAGAUAAAGCAAUUCAAAUAGCUGGAAAGCAGCAAAUAAGUCCCGAUACGUACUACGCGCUACAGCUGCUGGAAAACACAGGAAUAUGCAUUGUUCCUGGUUCUGGAUUUGGACAGAAGGAGGGUACACACCAUUUCAGGACGACAAUACUUCCUCAGCAUAAAAAGCUUAAAAAAAUGCUGCAAAAAUUCAGAACAUUUCAUGAAGAAUUUUUGAAACAACAUAAAUAAGUAUUACAAUACAUGCGUACGUCGUCUUGAUUAGCUGAAUCCCAGUUAAUCAGACGUUUCGGGUUGUCUUCAGCAGUGAAGAUUUUGUUUCUAAACAAAAAUAAAGAAAAUAAUUUUGGGCAAAAGGUAGCCCUAAGUGAAAAAUGAGAAAUAUGUUAUUAAUGAAGAAUUUUAAUGAACAGAAUUGUGUUUUAUGUUUUAAGAAUACAUUUUGCCUAAAAUUGUAAUAAUCGGUUCCUAGUUAAACUUGUAGAUGUCAUUGGACGAUUUCAUUAAAUUUGUUUGUUUCGCACUCUCUUGUAUUCUACUUAUCAUUUUUUUAAAUAAUUUUUCGAAGUUUUGCUAAUCGUUUGUUUA